AUGGCAGUGAGGGUAGAUCCACCGGCGUGGACAACUGGGGAAGAUACUCCAUUGCUGAGGGAGCAAACGAGGAGCGAAGAUGGCGACGAUGAGACAUCAUCGACGCUUCGCCAGACCGACGAGGAAGAGCUCAUAGACCCAAAUAAAGCCAACCAGCAAGUUGGAAGGGGAAGAGGGUUAUUGAUAAUCCUGAGUGUAUGGGGAUUAAUCUUCUUGCAAGCAUCGAAUAUGUCGGGGAUUACCACGACCCAAUCGAAGAUUGCUGAGGACUUGGAUGCUUUUGCCUCCGCAAGUUGGUUUACUUCUGCAUAUCUGAUUUCAAUGUCGAGCACGGCACCAUUGGCUGCCCGAUUGGCUCAAAUCUUCUCCCCGAGGAAUUGUAUAUUUAUUGCUUCUUUAUUCUUCUCUCUCGGAGGUAUUGUCACGUCGCAGGCACCAGACCUGAAGGUCUUCCUUUUAGGGAGAGCUAUCAGUGGGAUUGGCGGCGCUGGUAUUAUGACCAUUUCCUUCAUUUUAGUUUUAGAGUUGGCCGGGACAAAGAGGAGAGGGUUGUUCAUUGGACUUGUUAAUACUGGUUUCACAACUGGUGUUUCUUUGGGUGCUAUUGUUGCUGGUGCAUUACUAGAUGUUAAAGGAUGGCGGUUUCUGUUUUGGAUUCAGAGUCCCAUUGCGGUACUCGCUGGGAUUGGUAUUUUCUUCAGUAUCCCCAAAUCUUUCACUUCUGGACAUAAAGGAGAUGAACAGCAAUCAAUAUCCGCGAAACUGGCCAAGAUAGAUUAUCUGGGCGCCAUUACUCUGACAAGCUCACUCUGUCUGUUUCUAUUUGGCCUCUCCUCGGCCAAGAUCCUCUGGCUUCCUAUUGGAAUAUCGCUUUUGAUUCUCGGGGCAUUUAUUUUCACUGAACUUAACAUCGCUGCGGAGCCUAUAAUCCCUAUCACUGUGCUCAAGUCUCGCGGCGCAUUACUUUCCUGCUUCGCCCAACUCGGAAUUAUGGCUGCACGAUGGAUGGUCCUCUUCUACACCCCCACAUACGCCAUCGCAGUCCUUAGUUGGUCCCCCGCCUCCGCAGGAUCCAUUUUAAUCCCUACAAAUCUCGGAUUCGCGAUUGGAGGUGUUCUAGCUGGAUGGCUACAUAUCAAACGGGCUGGAUCUUUCUGGCUUGCAUCCAUAAUAUCCUAUCUCUUCUUCGCUUUAACUCUUCUCCUCCUCUCCCAAAUCUCCACCCAAUCUACACCGCCGCCCCUCUACUUCUUGACCGUCUUCAUCAAUGGCCUCUCCACCGGUGCAGCCCUGAACUACACCCUCGCCCAUCUUCUGCAUCUCACACCCCCAUCAACACACUUCAUCUCCACAUCCCUACUAUCAACCUUCCGUGGCUUCGCCGGCUCCUUUGGUUCAGCCAUCGGAGGUGGCCUCUUUGUGAGGGUACUAAAAGGAUCACUUGAGAGAGGCUUCGAGGAGCAUGGGGGGUUGGAGGGGAGGAUGGAUUUAGUGACAAGGUUGUUGGGAGGUCCUGCUUUAGUGAAAAGUCUGAAGGGGGUCGAGAGGGAGGUUGCUGUGAGAGGCUAUGUUACCGCGCUCAGGACAUUGUUCAUUGCUGGUGUUGGUCUGGCGCUUGUGAUGGCGACCGUGCAGGGGCUUACGGGUUGGAAGAAAGGGGCUGAGGAGACUGGGAAAGUGGCAGUGGAGGACGAGGACGAGGACGAGAGGAACGUUGCAGGGAGUGGGAGAGGGGUGGAGGAUGAGGAGUGGGAGGAGGGGAUGGAGCAAGGUGUUUGA
Messenger RNA from Venustampulla echinocandica, 1779 nucleotides. Its product is annotated as MFS general substrate transporter. Gene Ontology annotation, cellular component: fungal-type vacuole membrane. Bases 1 to 1779 code for a protein of 592 amino acids. Gene Ontology annotation, molecular function: basic amino acid transmembrane transporter activity. NCBI's taxonomy places the organism in Eukaryota, Fungi, Ascomycota, Leotiomycetes, Helotiales, Pleuroascaceae. The record is from RefSeq and is a predicted model, not a curated record. The transcript has 6 exons. Gene Ontology annotation, biological process: transmembrane transport; basic amino acid transport.